Molecule: messenger RNA, 805 nt
Organism: Erinaceus europaeus (western European hedgehog)
Lineage: Eukaryota; Metazoa; Chordata; Mammalia; Eulipotyphla; Erinaceidae
Gene: LYLDT1
Product: chromosome 7 C12orf54 homolog
Exons: 10
Coding region: 199-570 (123 amino acids)
Source: RefSeq, a predicted model, not a curated record
GUUGAAAAGGGCAAGGUUGGCAAAGGAGUGGGAGACUGCUGUGAGAUGGGGCUCAGUGAGGAGAGGAAAGGGAACGGGGAAGUGUGAUUUAGGGAGCCUCGUUGGAUACACACAUACUGCCCCAUUCAGGACAUGGCUGCUUCCUGAACUGCUGACGCCGCCUGACCUGGCUCCCCCAAGUUCCAGCCCAGGAGCACAAUGGCCCAGCCUGCUUUCCAGGAUCAAGAUGAAGAGGCAGGAAGGAUCUCCAGCCAUCUGAUGAGAGAUUCCACUGAAGAUGUGACAACACCAACGAAAACACAAGUAACGAUCACUGAAACCCUUUGGGACCAGGUGCUAACAACUUUUAGGAAUAUGCAAAAGGAGCUGCAAGAAGAUGCUCGGACUCGAGGGAUGAGCAACUGCUCCACAACACCCAAAUUAUCUGCAUCUGGAAGUAGCCUCAAAUCUUCAGAAUCUGGAACAACUGUCAAGUCAAGGUUGCAAGCUGAGGAGCAGCCAUCGGAGGGCCAUGCCCAUAAUGCACGAAACCAGCUCUCAGACCCAGCAUCUUGCUACCCAGCUCUUUGAUUCACUCAUCAAGGAAGAUAUCCUCUGCUUCUGCCAGGUGACUGCAACAUCUUGGACAUAACUUUGAUUACCUGGAAGAGAGAAGACAGUACAGAGACAUCACCACUGACCUGGAAGGAGGAAUGAUACUCAUGAGCAGAGAUGUCAGCAUGCAACUGAGAACUGGGAAAUAGAGCAAGACCCAUACCACAGUAGUCAAGCAAAGGAAGCAGCAAAUAAACAAUAGUUAAGACAA